Messenger RNA from Miscanthus lutarioriparius, 561 nucleotides. Lineage: Eukaryota; Viridiplantae; Streptophyta; Magnoliopsida; Poales; Poaceae. The record is from the annotation of a GenBank genome assembly.
AUGGUGCAGACCGUGAGCUCAAGUGCUGCUACAAGGCCACCGUGGACGGCUUCAGCGCGACGGACUUCCACCGGCGGUGCGACUUCAAGGGCCCCUGCGUCGUCGUCGGCUACACCGGCGGUGGCUUCCGGUUCGGGGGGGUUCAGUCCGGAGGGGUACCGCAGCACGGACGACUACUACGACACGCUGGACGCGUUCCUCUUCUACUGGCCGGAGGAGCUUGCUGCGCCGGCGGAAUCCACGGAGGCCUCGCCGCCGCAGCCCGUGGUGCUGCCGAAGGUGGGCGGGAGCAGCGCGGCGCUGUUCGCCUACUCCCGCGGCGGGCCACAGUUCGGCGCCGACGGCCUGCUCAUCGGCCCGCCGGUCACCGCCGUGAUGGGCGAGUUCACUGGACCCGACUCCAGCGCCGGCGUCGGCGACCUCCGCAGCGCGCGCUCGCGGCUCGGGCUGUCGUACGCGAGGCGGCCGGAUGGGAAGGAGAGCCUGUUCGGCGACGAGGGCAGGGCCCAGCUCGUGGAGGUGCUCGUCUUCUGCAACCCGCAGAUCGCAAGCCUGUACUGA